This is a messenger RNA of Vollenhovia emeryi, 679 nucleotides long. RefSeq lists its product as uncharacterized. Lineage: Eukaryota; Metazoa; Arthropoda; Insecta; Hymenoptera; Formicidae. The coding region runs from base 148 to 579 and encodes 143 amino acids. The record is from RefSeq and is a predicted model, not a curated record. The transcript is spliced from 2 exons.
UACAGUAUAAUUACGAGAGUACAAAAGUAAAUUUUAUAAAGAUUAGUAUUUUCAAAUGGCCGUCUUAGAUUUUCUCGACACAUGCUCAUUAUUCUGGAAAUAUCUUGUUGCUUUAGAAAAUAUAUUUUAUAAUUAAUUCAGUAAACGAUGCCUAUUAUUGGAUGCACCAAAGAGAACAAUUGCAAAAGAGAUGCGUUUCUAAAGGCCAGAUUGCUCGAGGCCGAACGCACCGCAGGGAACCCACAUAAACAAGGAGGGAGUACCGAAACGAAAAAGAUUAGCGAAACGACAGUUUUAUCAGGCGUUGACGUGGCCCCAGAUUUGCCCGAAAAUCCCGACGACAUAGCGCGUCACGCAUCCGGAAAUAAACAUCUGGACGAGCGAGCAGCUGCUCUUGAGGAACCGGUCGCAGUUGCGCGACAGGAUCCCGUUGAAAUCCCGCAAGCAACGACGACAGUCCCCGAGACACUUGUCCAGACUCGACAAGCUGAUGUUCGAGAAUUGUUCGUUGACGGUCAGGAAACGAGAGCCAAGAGUCAACGCCCGCCUCGGGAAAUCCCAGAUUCGGAGUUUCGAUAAAGUCAAGACGUGAUCUAAAGCCCCGGACAAAAAGCCGAAGCGAAAAUUAACGCUUAACGCUAAUUUGGUAUUCUCUCCGCUUCGAUAGCCCGCGGCAGCC